Messenger RNA from Vigna radiata var. radiata (mung bean), 1001 nucleotides. Its product is annotated as protein LURP-one-related 9-like. The transcript is spliced from 3 exons. The record is from RefSeq and is a predicted model, not a curated record. Bases 1 to 627 code for a protein of 208 amino acids. NCBI's taxonomy places the organism in Eukaryota, Viridiplantae, Streptophyta, Magnoliopsida, Fabales, Fabaceae.
AUGGAGGCCAGUGGUUCUGAAUUGCCAUUGGAAGUUGCAGAAGGGUUCUCGAAGAUCAUUGUUGUGGAUGAUAGCUUCUGUGUAACUUCCCCAACAGAAAUAACAGUGAGAAAGAAAUACUGCGGAGUGUUCUUAAAGCAAAGAUACAAAGUAUUAGAUGUUAACGGUAAUGUCUUGUUUCAAGUUGAUGGCUCAAGCCUAGACGUUCGGAAGAAGAGAAUCAUGCGUGAUGGUGGUGGUUCCCCCAUACUUACAAUGCGUGAGAAGAUUAAUCUGAAAUCACUGAGGCAUCGGUGGAUGGUUCACAAAGGAAGAAGCUCGGAGGAGAAGGAUCUGAUAUUUGGGGUUCAACGAUCGCACCCUCUUGACAUGAAGCCACGGCUUGAUGUGUUCAUGGCCACCGAUAUCAGCGAAGCUAUCAGCAGCUUUCAACUUGUUGGAAGCCACAUCGACAACUCCUGCAAAAUUUACAAAGGAGACACCGUCAUUGCUGAGGUAAUUGAUUUAUAUCCAAGGAACAAUUUCAGCAAUUGGACAGAAAGCUUUAGAGUCAAAAUAAAUGCAGGGGUGGACUAUGCUUUCAUUGUUGCCUUACUUGUAAUACUCACUGUAAAUGAUUACAUAUAAUUGUAGAAUACAAUACAAUUAUAAAUUCAAUUGCAUCCAUUUUUUAAAACAUGUUUUGGACAACACCUUUAAAAUAUGCUUAUAUAAAAAAAUAAGUAACAUUACAUAUAGAUCACUGGUAGAGAGAUCCAAUCACAUAUACAAUGAACUUGUUUAUUUUAAUAAAUUUGUCUUCUGACAAUUCCACCAGCUGUUCCUUCUCCAUCAAUAUGACAGAAAACGAAUUGUUAAAGAAUUGAUGAACCAACACAGUGAAUAAUUUUUUAAAUCCAUGAACGUGAUGUUGACUGAGAUCUGUUCACAAUAAUGGACAUCACCAACGACCAACUGGGAUUGUGGGCAAAAUUUGUCAACUUUCAAUAUUAAAUUAUAUU